This is a messenger RNA of Prunus persica (peach), 965 nucleotides long. RefSeq names its product 60S ribosomal protein L13a-1. The record is from RefSeq and is a predicted model, not a curated record. Gene Ontology annotation, molecular function: structural constituent of ribosome; mRNA binding. Lineage: Eukaryota; Viridiplantae; Streptophyta; Magnoliopsida; Rosales; Rosaceae. The transcript has 4 exons. Gene Ontology annotation, biological process: negative regulation of translation; translation. Bases 137 to 757 code for a protein of 206 amino acids. Gene Ontology annotation, cellular component: cytosolic large ribosomal subunit; ribosome.
GCCCAAACUCGGAUGCUGGUCCGGGCUCACACACACCACUCCCAGAAACCCUAGCUCUGAAACUCCUAUCAUAUAUAGUGACUGUCGUCGGAGUGGCAGAGAGAGAGAGAGAGAGAGAGAGGGCGAGCGAGCGAAAAUGGUGUCCGGCUCAGGGAUCUGCGCGAAGCGAGUAGUGGUCGACGGACGACACCACAUGCUCGGUCGUUUGGCGUCGGUCGUAGCCAAGGACCUCCUGAACGGCCAACGAAUAGCCGUCGUACGCUGCGAUGAGAUCGCCAUAUCGGGAGGCCUCGUGAGGCAGAAGAUGAAGUACAUGAGAUUCCGGCGAAAGCGCAUGAACACCCAGCCCUCUCACGGCCCCAUCCACUUCCGUUCUCCCGCCAAAAUCUUCUGGCGAACUGUCCGAGGGAUGAUCCCGCACAAGACGAAGCGUGGAGCCGAGGCUCUGGCGCGGUUGAAGGCUUACGAGGGCAUCCCUCCGCCGUAUGACAAGACGAAGAGGAUGGUUGUUCCUGACGCUCUCAAGGUCUUGAGGCUUCAGAAGGGCCACAAGUACUGCUUGUUGGGUCAGCUUUCGUCUGAGGUUGGAUGGAACCAUUUUGACACCAUCAAGGCGCUAGAAGAGAAGAGAAAAGAAAGGGCUCAGUUGGCAUAUGAGAGGAAGAAGCAGCUAACCAAACUUAGGUUGAAGGCUGAAAAAUCUGCAGAGGAGAAGCUUGGUUCCCAGCUCGAUAUCCUGGCUUCGGUUACCUAUUAAAAUCUAGGGACUGCAAGUGUCAUACAUUCUUUUUGUUGAGGAGUACAUCUUAGUGAAAUUUCUUGUCAGGGUUCUCGUUUUUGGAUCCUCAAUUCUGAUAAUUUUCGAUGGGAAAAUUGUUUACUUGUUUUGAGCUUUUGAGUCAUAUGAGUAUGAAAAUCAAUUUUGUAUGAGAAGAUAAAAUUAUCCUUCAUCGUUUUUGCAUUCC